This is a messenger RNA of Eimeria necatrix, 1197 nucleotides long. RefSeq lists its product as hypothetical. Bases 1 to 1197 code for a protein of 398 amino acids. NCBI's taxonomy places the organism in Eukaryota, Apicomplexa, Conoidasida, Eucoccidiorida, Eimeriidae. The transcript has 8 exons. The record is from RefSeq and is a predicted model, not a curated record.
AUGGACAUCUUGCGGGGCCUCGCGGGAGAAGGAGACAGUCUCUCGAUGGCCCUCGCGCUGUCUCCCUGCGUCUCUUUGCUGGGGGACCUUCUUUCCCUUUGCGGCCCCACCCCGGCUAUCUGCAAAGUUUUGGCUUUAGUUUGUCUCUCUCAAGAAAACUGCAUCGAGGCCACAGGACAGGGAGUACCCCAGGCAAAAGUGGCCGCCGCCAUAAUUGACGCUCUCACGGGAAUGAUUAAAAGCUCCCAGGAGGCAAUGGAGGUGUGCUGCAACAACUACCACUUCGUGGAUUUGCUGCUGCCGGCGCUGAAAGAAGACGCAGCAGACCCUUUAAUUCUUGCUGCGAGUUGCACGGGCGUCCGAGUGAUCCUGGAGUUUGAACUGCAGCAGCAGCAGCAGCAGCAGCAGCAGCUGCAGCAGCAGCAGCAGCAGCAGCUGCUGCAGUACGUCUCCAGCGAGCUGCAAGGUGCUGCUGCGCUGCUGCAGUACUUGGGCGGCUCCAGCUACAGCCGUUUGUGCGACAGGGCCCAGCGGGCCCUCCAGGACUCAGAUAAGGCGCUGGUGGAUUCUUUUUUGGCAGUUCGAGGGGAAAAAGCAAUAAUAAAUUUGUUGGAAGUUCGAAACGAAGAAGUGGUGCGCGCGGCGGUGGGGUGUACGUACAGACUGACUUCGGAAGUGCUGCAGACUGCAGCAAAAGUGCUGCUGCGGCUGGCCCUUGCAGACCCCCCCAAAGCCCACGCAGUGCUGCUGAAGCCGGUGGUGUCUCUGUUUGGGCCGUGUCUUGCGAGCGAAGAGGGCCUGUCGAUACACCCGAACGGCUUCGAAGUGUCGCUCGAAAGGACUUGGACAGGAAGAGAAAUAAAAGUUUUAUUUUCUUCUCUUUCGGGGGUUUACAAACUAAACCCUAAAAAGAAAAUUGCUUUUCGAAUUGUCAACAGACUCGCGGACCUCCUCCAGGGCUGGCCGGACCUCCCCGACGCACUCAAAGACAUGAGCCUCAGGGUCUGCAGCAGCAGCAGCAGCAGCAGCAGCAGCAGCAGCAGCAGCAGCAGCAGCGGCAGCGGUUGUUGCAGCAGAAGCGCUGCAGCAGCAGCGGGAGCAGAGCAGCAGCAGCAACUGCAGCAGAGUAGCAGAAGGAGCAGCAGCCGUAGAAUAGCAGAAGUAGAGCAGCAGCAGCAGCAGCAGAGUACUAUCUGA